GUUUUCAGCGAAAACAGUUUUUCGAUGUAUUUUCGUUCACUUAUUUUAUAUGACGAAAACACAAAGUUUUACGUGAAAACAUAUUUUCUGCAACGAAAACAUGUCGGUCCGAGCGAGACGAAUGGGAUAUUAACAUUAUUUAAACGACCUAUAAAUAUUGUAUAUUGUAUAUUUUAUACUGACUUGAAAAUUCUAUCAUGCAACAACGUCAAUAAAUAUCGCGAUCCGUUGAUCUCGUCAGUAAAUAUUGACGUGUGACGGCAAUAAAUAUCAACACGAUAAAUAUUGAUCGUAUAGCGAUCGAUCAAUAUUUCUAUCACAAACCAAAUUGGCUGACGAUCCAAAACACAAUGUUAUUGAACGUGCGACAUUUGACUUGAUUUCAGACCUAAAGUUUUUGUUUAUUAAAUGGUUUGGUUAAAUUUGUUAAAUAAUGAAAAAAGAAACUCAAUUGCCAGAACUAGCAUAAAUAGGUUGGGCGAAAACACAAUUUCCUAUACGAAUUUUUACUGGAAGUACCUAUACCAAAAUUGGCCAGUUAUUAUAACAAAUGUAUCAAACGAAUGGGAAUGUAGCAAGUCGUGGUUAACCAGAGAAGACUAUGGGAAGGAUGUAGGAAAAUGUACCAAAAUAAAUUUUGAUUUUCUUAAAGAUAAAAUAGGAAACCGCCAAGUACCUGUAACACACUGUGAUAAAUCUAGUAAAGAAAAUGCUACGCAAAUGCUUUUCUUCAACUAUAUGAAUAACUGGCAAAAUUCUAUAAAUAAUUUUGAAAGUAGUGAAAUAUCAAGGCAAAGCGGUACAAAUGUAUAUUUGAAAGACUGGCAUUUAAAGGCUGAACUACCAAAUUAUGAGUUCUACAAAGUUCCAAAAUAUUUUGGUUCUGACUGGUUAAAUGAAUAUCUAGUAGAUAAAAAGAAUGAUGAUUAUCGCUUUGUUUACAUGGGACCUAAAAAUACAUGGACUCCUUUCCAUGUAGACGUCUUCGGAUCAUUUAGCUGGUCUACUAAUAUAUUCGGCACAAAAAAGUGGAUACUUUUGCCACCGGGUGAGCAGGUUAAAUUAUUGGAUCGGUAUCAAAAACUUCCUGAUGAAAUCAGUGAGGAAUCCUUGAAUAAAAGGAAUGUAAUUUAUUUUGUAAUUUAUCAACAAGAAAACGAAGCAAUUUUUGUACCUAGCGGAUGGUAUCAUCAAGUAUAUAAUAUCACGGAUACUAUAUCUGUUAACCAUAACUGGUUUAAUGCAGUUAAUAUUAAAUAUAUCUGGUAUAAUAUUGCCGGAAAUCUUAGGAAAGUAAUUAAAGAAAUUAACGAUUUUAGAGAAGAAUCUAAUUUCGAGGAGCAAUGUCAAGCAAUUCUACGCGCUGACUUUGGUUUAAAUAUUUCCGAUUUUCUAGACUUGGUGUGCUUCAUAGCAGAAAAGCGCAUAAGCAUGAAUAGCAGUAUGAAUCAUGACUUUUAUACUAAGAGCAAUUCUGAAAUUCGUUUUUUAAACAAAACUUCUAUUCUUAAUGAUUUUCAUAUCUUGUACGAUCUAAAAACUAUUAACAACUUGUUAAAAGUGAUUAUACAAGAUAAAAUAAUUUACAAAUCUACUGAUUGGUAUGAACAAUGUUUGGAAACAAUAAAUCUUACUAAUAAAUUUUGUGAGGAAGAAAUGAAUAAAGAAUAAUAUUAUGAAGUAUAAAA
This is a messenger RNA of Ceratitis capitata (Mediterranean fruit fly), 1688 nucleotides long. It is a transcript of the gene JMJD4, whose product is annotated as jmjC domain-containing protein 4 homolog. Bases 409 to 1671 code for a protein of 420 amino acids. Gene Ontology annotation, molecular function: histone H4R3 demethylase activity; sequence-specific DNA binding. The transcript is spliced from 2 exons. NCBI's taxonomy places the organism in Eukaryota, Metazoa, Arthropoda, Insecta, Diptera, Tephritidae. The record is from RefSeq and is a predicted model, not a curated record. Gene Ontology annotation, cellular component: nucleus; cytoplasm. Gene Ontology annotation, biological process: positive regulation of translational termination; negative regulation of gene expression; protein hydroxylation.